This is a messenger RNA of Triticum dicoccoides, 1732 nucleotides long. RefSeq names its product MICAL C-terminal-like protein. The transcript has 4 exons. Lineage: Eukaryota; Viridiplantae; Streptophyta; Magnoliopsida; Poales; Poaceae. Gene Ontology annotation, cellular component: mitochondrial small ribosomal subunit. Gene Ontology annotation, biological process: mitochondrial translation. The record is from RefSeq and is a predicted model, not a curated record. Gene Ontology annotation, molecular function: structural constituent of ribosome. Bases 156 to 1394 code for a protein of 412 amino acids.
AAAAGAAAGGAGGAAGACACUCCGCGAGUGACCUAGCUCUCGGCCCAUCCCUCUCUAUCCCCCGCCGCCGCACCAGCUCCGCCUCCGCCACUUAAAUCUCCGGCGACCGCCGAAGCUCCAGUGACCGUCCUCUUCACCCUCUCCCGGCCGCCGCUAUGAGGCGCUUUCUCACCCAUCUCCACCACCACUCCCACCGCCUCCGCCCAUCCCCACCACUCUCUCGUAUCCCCACAACCAAGAACAACCUCCCUUUCCUUGUCUCCCGUCGCCUCCUCUCCGACGACGCCUCUCCUCCGGCCGCCGCGCCGUCGCCUCCCCCUCCUCCUCCUCCAGCCGCCGCGCCACCGCCUCCCCCUCCGCCGUCAGCCAUCGACGUCCCAAACGAAGAAUUGAAGCGGAGGUUGGAAGCUUACUAUAAGGUGGAGGAUGAGUCGGAGCUAUCGUCUGUGGCUGUGGCUGUUCUCGAGCGGAAUCUUGCAGAUGCACACAGUGAGACCGAUGAUGAACUUAUCGAGGAGCUGCGCGACAGGCCACUUCCUCAGGUCCAUGAUCGGGACUUUGAGGCUGACUUUGACGAGAUGUAUGAGACUGAUGAGGAGCUUACUGACCUGUACAACGCGAGGCAGUAUGUUGAGAAAAAGAUGAAGGACGAUAAGUCAUCUAAUAACAUGAAUGAAACCAAGUGGGAUGAGGAGAUCAAGAAAGCAGCAGAGAAGGGCCAGCUGAGUAACAUGAAGGAGUGUGAGGAUAUCCUCGAGGACAUGCUCCACUGGGACAAGUUACUACCUGAUGAGAUAAAGCAAAAGGUGGAGGCCAAAUUUAACGAGUUGGGGGACAUGUGUGAGAGGGGGGAGCUUGAACCUGAGCAGGCUUAUGAGCUAUUUAAAGAUUUUGAGGAUAAGAUGGUCUCGGAGUGCACAGAACUGAUGGAAGCAGAGCCGCUGACUGUAGAUGAACUUUCUGAGGCAGAUAAUAAGAGCGCCGAGUUGAAUGAUCCACCUGGUGAGGGACCUGUUCUAAGGUGGGAGUCACGCAUUGUCUUUGCUCCUGGUGGUGAUGCAUGGCAUCCCAAAAAUAGGAAAGUUAAACUCAGUGUAACCGUCAAGGAACUGGGACUUUCACGGCAUGCUUUCCGUCGAUUACGUGAGGUUGUUGGAAAGAGGUAUAAUUCAGGAAAAGAUGAGCUCACAAUAAUCAGUGAAAGGUUUGAUCAUCGAGAAGAGAACAGAAAAGAUUGCUUGAGAACACUGUAUGCUCUAGUGGAAGAUGCGAUGAAAGCCGACGUGUUGGCCAAUGCUGCUAGAGAUGCUUAUGUUAAGGGGAGGCUCCAGGCUAACUCUCAGUUCAUGGACCGGCUGAAGAUGAAGACUCAAAAAUUAAGGCAAGCUGCAUAAGCUGCGGAAUGGAGCUUCCGGUUGGAAUAUUUCAUCUCCCUUGUUAUCAAUUAUGGAGACCGUCAUGCUCAAUAUUUGUACGGCUAUCUGCAAUACAUGGAUAAGGAGAAAGAUGUGUCCUGCACUUCAUUUUGCUGCCCUUCUUUGCACUAUUUUGUAGGUUUACUGUAUAUUUUGCUCCUUCCGAAGGAAACUAUAUUUUAUAUUCCGAACAUACCAUGCCCGUGCAAACCACUUUGCACAAGCGAUUAGUGAAGAAACUAUUAAUUGUCCCGGAAUAAGAAAGCUACGCCUCGCUGAUUGUAGUAAAUUUUUCUUCAGCUCUGUCAUUUGGCAAA